Molecule: messenger RNA, 3368 nt
Organism: Amphiprion ocellaris (clown anemonefish)
Lineage: Eukaryota; Metazoa; Chordata; Actinopteri; Pomacentridae
Gene: rfx1b
Product: regulatory factor X, 1b (influences HLA class II expression)
Exons: 18
Coding region: 180-2717 (845 amino acids)
Biological process (GO): regulation of transcription by RNA polymerase II
Cellular component (GO): nucleus
Molecular function (GO): DNA-binding transcription factor activity, RNA polymerase II-specific; RNA polymerase II cis-regulatory region sequence-specific DNA binding
Source: RefSeq, a predicted model, not a curated record
GGGUAGCAACAGUUGCCCCGGUGAAGGGCUAGGCGCCAUAGUCACGGUAGUCCUGGCGACAAGAACCAAGCAACGGGAGUCAACAACAACAACCUAAAUCUAAGGGGGAAAAAACUUUAACGACUAAAAAGGACAGUACUGGAAUAACAAAGAGCUCGUGCCUCAAAUCAUUGGUUGCCAUGGCAACUUCUGGAUACUCGGAGGACCUUCAGCCUCAGCAGGCCAACACAGUAACCAUAGCAACACCUGCUGCCACCACACCCUCCUCUGCAAAGACUGCACACUUCCUGUCCGAAAUCCCACCAACCUCUGGAACCAUCUUGUCCACUAACCAAUCAGCCACUGCCUCUAAAACAGGACAGGAUGCACUUUGUUCUCAGGCGCCGCCCACCCAGGCCCAGAGCCACAAGGCAGUGGUUCUGACGACACCCACGCAGCACUACAUAACCCCUGAUAUACAGCAUUCUGCAAUCCAGAAGAGCAAUGGUCAGAGCAGCUCGCCUCAGUACAUCAUAGUGACUGUUACAGAGGGCUCUGUUCACUCCAGUGACAGUCUGUCUGACUCCAGCCCGCCUGCCCCCGGUGUCCCGACUCAGGUGGUUCAACCAGUGCAAACUGCACCACAGCAGAGAUCAGUGUUGCAGGCGGUGUCGCAGGCAGCCAAGAGGAUCCAGACAGGCCACAGCAACAACCUGCAGUCUGUGCAUAUUAACCAAGAGGUGGAACAUGUGUAUUCUGGUCAAGUGCAGUAUGUGGACGGAGCAGGAGAUGCAACUUUCACUACGUCCACCAUUCGCUCAAGCAGCUAUCCGUUCUCCGAUUCGCCCCUCUACUCUCAAACACCGCCAACCUCCUCCUCCACCUUCUAUGAGGCCACGCCCAGCUCUGAGUCAGACAUCACUGGAUCUGUGACCUCACAGCCCGUUUCUGUGGCAACAGGAGGAGCCAGUAGUGGGGCAACUGCUGCAGGUGGUGGGGGGUACGUCAUUCAGGGAGGCUACAUCUUAGGAGGAGGCGGGGGAGGAGCAGCAGGUGGAGGAGGAGGAGGAGGACAGAGUUACUCCAGCCCCAACUCUCGUGCUCCACCGGCUACUGUGCAGUGGCUGUGUGAUAACUACGAGGGGGCGGAGGGGGUGAGUUUACCUCGCUGCACCCUCUACUACCACUACCUGCUGCACUGCCAGGAGCAGAAACUAGAACCUGUUAAUGCUGCAUCCUUCGGCAAACUCAUCAGGUCUGUCUUCAUGGGGCUACGUACACGGAGAUUAGGAACCAGAGGGAACUCUAAGUACCACUACUACGGUUUGAGGAUCAAAUCCGGCUCCCCUCUGCUCAGACUGAUGGAUGAACAGCAGCACAUGGCGAUGAGGCAGCAGCCUUUCUCACAAAAAAACAGGAUAAAGCCACUUCAGAAGACACAGGGGAUCGCCAAUGGGACGUCAGGUGGGACAGGUCAGCAGGGAGCAGCACUCAGUGACAUUUCAGCUCAGGUGCAACAGUAUCAGCAGUUCCUAGAGGCAUCAAGGGCACUGCCAGACUUUGUGGACAUUGAUCUACAAGAUCGAACCCUUCCUGAUGGGAUCCUUUUAGAGCACCUCAAGGCCUUUCAGACUCUGUACAGAGAACACUGUGAGGCUGUUCUGGAUGUGAUGGUCAACCUUCAGUUCACUCUUGUGGAGACAUUGUGGAAAUCCUUCUGGAGGUUCAGCCAGAGUAAUGAUACUGAAUCACUCAACCUACACAAUGAGUCUGAGAAACGUCUGCCCAAAUCGUGCCUGGUGGUUCUGUGUAAGUUUGAGCCAGUGCUGCGCUGGACGAGAGAGUGCGACAACCUGCUCUACCAGACGCUGGUGGAGAUCCUCAUCCCUGAUGUACUGAGACCCAUCCCUAGUGCCUUAACUCAGGCCAUCCGUAACUUUGCCAAAAGUCUGGAGAAUUGGUUGACUGGUGCCAUGAUGAACAUCCCAGAGGAGAUGGUUCGCAUAAAGGUGGUGUGCAUAGGAUCCUUCUCCCAGACACUACGCCGCUACACCAGUCUGAACCACUUGGCCCAGGCUGCCCGUGCCGUCCUCCAGAACUCCGCUCAGAUCAACCAGAUGCUCUCUGACCUCAAUCGGGUUGAUUUCACUAACGUACAGGAGCAGGCAUCCUGGGUGUGUCAGUGUGAAGACCGUGUGGUCCAGAGGCUGGAGCAAGACUUCAAAGCGACUCUGCAGCAGCAAAACUCUCUGGAACAGUGGGCUACCUGGCUGGAUGGUGUUGUCUCCCAGGUUCUAAAGCCCUACGAGCACAACCCUGCGGCCCUGCCAAAGGCUGCCAAGGUCUUCCUGCUCAACUGGUCCUUCUACAGUUCGAUGGUAAUCCGGGACCUGACUCUUCGCAGUGCUGCAAGUUUUGGCUCCUUUCAUCUGAUCCGCUUGUUGUAUGACGAAUAUAUGUAUUACCUGAUAGAGCACAGGGUGGCCCAGGCUAAAGGAGAGACGCCUAUUGCAGUAAUGGGAGAAUUUGCCAGCAGCGUGAAGAGCCGAAUCUCUCCAGACCUGGAGAAAGAAGAAGAGGAGGAGGACGAGGAAGAGGAGAGCGAGGAGGAGAGUGGAGAUCUGGUGCUGCAGUCCAGCUCUCUGAACACAGUCGAUGAGGAGAAGGAGGCAAUGGAGCCGCCUGCCAAGCAGCCCAGGACAAACUUAAAUCUGCACACUCUCAGCACACCACCUUAGCUGAUCAUGUGUAUGCUUAACACAACACCAAACAACACACAUUUGCUUUUUUUCAUGUCAUCCCAUCCUGUCACCGCAGUAUCCUUCUGGUUUCUAUUGUAUGUCUGUUGUGAGAAAGUGGGAGAGCCCUUUGCUAAUUUUGUAUUUGUACUUGUGUGCUGCCAUUCUUUUCCUCUUUGCCUUCACCUGAUCAUUUCCCUUGUUCCCUGUGCCUUCCCUGUCUAUUCAGUGGCCACUCCUGUCCAGCAUAUAUAUAUGUGUGUGUGUGUGUGUGUGUGUGUGUGUGUAGUGCAUUCUUGAGUCCCUCCUGCCACGCCUUAACCACUGACCUGUUUGCUGUGGAGAGAUGAAAAGAAAAAAAAAGUCACUUGCAUUGCCUUUAACGCAAUGACUAUGCAGGGGAGCUGGACUUUGAUGUCUGAAGUAUACAUUUCUUUAAGAGUAGCAUCUGGAAUGAUACUGCACCAUGAAUUUUGUUGGAUGUUGACUGACAGCUAUUUGUGGAUGCCAUAUUUUACUUUUUUGUGACGUAAUUUCUUAUUAAUUUGGCCAACCAAUUGAUACUUUGUGCCUUUGAGAGAUUUCUAUCCUGAACAAGCCUCUAUUCUAUAUAGUCUGUAUCAGUGGAUUAAUAAAUGAAGGUCCUGUGAA